Alternaria hordeiaustralica is the source of this 756-nucleotide messenger RNA. RefSeq lists its product as uncharacterized. The coding region runs from base 1 to 756 and encodes 251 amino acids. The record is from RefSeq and is a predicted model, not a curated record. Lineage: Eukaryota; Fungi; Ascomycota; Dothideomycetes; Pleosporales; Pleosporaceae. The transcript is spliced from 7 exons.
AUGCGUCUCCUCAUCCUCUUUCUGACGCUGCUUUCGGUUGCAGCAGGCUUCACUUUGCAAAAGACCGAUGGCACCGUGAUCGAGGUCGGCGAUGAGCCUAUGGUCAUCGACGGCAGCGACGUGAUCAUGCCUCAGGAUAUCUUCGCUAGCGCGUCCCGCGUCAAGCUCGACGGCAUCUCCGAGGCUACCGACGUCAGCACUGCAGACAUUAACCCUUUUCCGGCUGCUGUACACCUCUACGAAGGACCUUACAAGCAAGGCAGGCGAGCUAAAGCCUACCUAUGCGCUACAGGAAUGAAUGGUUGCCUCGCAGACGGCGCGUCCAUGCAGUGCUUCCAGGAUAAGGAUGCUCACGUCGCUGGAGUCGAUGCUCGUUCUGAGCGCCACUCCGACACCAGCACCGCAGACAUCGGUACCGCAGACACCAGCGCCGAAGAUCCGCACUUGCUUGCCCUAUUUGAACAACCCGAUUACCAAGGUAGCAGAAGUGUCGCCUACUCCUGCCACCAGGGCGAUAGUGGCUGUAGGGUAAUCAGGGAGGACAACCCUUGGGCUUCCUCGGUCAUUUUAACUCCGUGUCCCGACGGCUAUAACAAUAGGGACAGGCCUUUUACCUGCAAAUUAUACGAGAAUUCCAAAUGCCAAGGUAACCCGUCGUACUCGGCCCGCGAAUCCAUUGCAAAUCUUGCUACUAUCGGAUUGGAUAACAAGAUCAAGUCUGUCGACUGCUACUUCGACACGCUGCACGGCGAGUAG